AGUACAUAUGUCUCAUUUAAUCAGACUUGUUCCCUUAAGUAUUUAUAAAUAUGGCAUCUUAUGUUUGAUGAGAGAUAUAGAAAGGAUGCAUAUUAUUUAUAUUUAUCGCAACGAUUAAUUUAUUAAAUUAAAUAUGAAUCUUUUUCAGUAUUUAUAAAUUUAAAUAUUUAUAUAAAAUAUAAUGAUUACAAAUUAAGUUAUAAAAACAUUAUUAGAAUUUUAAUACUUGAUCUGGCGUUUCUAACCUAACCUUAAAGUAUAGUUUUUGUUAUUUUAUUAUUAUGCAAUUGUAGAUGAAAAAAUGCCUUUAUUUUCAAAUAAAUUUUCUCCGAAAAAAACGCCGACGAGAAAAGCAUCUACAUUUUUAAUAAAUAAAGAUUUGAGCCCUAAUAGAAUAGAAAAGGAAUUAGGUCCAGACGUUGGACCUAUUCGUUUACGACUAGGAGACCAAGAAGCAGUUUUUGAAAAUGGUGUAUGGAUACCAGAAUCUGGAAAAGUAAGUGGUACGUUUAAAGAAAAUGAAAGACUGAAAAAAGAAAUUAAAAGACUCGAAGAAGAAAACAAUUUGUUAAAAUUAAAGUUUGAAAUAAUGUUAGAUAUGCUUACACAAACUACAACGGAAGCUCAAUCACAAAAAGAUGAAUUGGAAAAAUUAAGAAAUAAUAUAUCAUCUAAUAGAUGAUUAAAAUGACGU
This is a messenger RNA of Polistes canadensis, 694 nucleotides long. It is a transcript of the gene Cby, whose product is annotated as protein chibby homolog 1. The transcript has 3 exons. Lineage: Eukaryota; Metazoa; Arthropoda; Insecta; Hymenoptera; Vespidae. The coding region runs from base 302 to 682 and encodes 126 amino acids. The record is from RefSeq and is a predicted model, not a curated record.